UCCCUCAAUAGGGCUCACAGGAGCCACCAUCAUGGUGAAGAGGAAAAGCUCCGAAGGCCAGGAGCAGGACAGCGGCCGAGGCAUCCCCCUCCCCAUCCAGACCUUCCUUUGGAGGCAAACCAGUGCCUUUUUGAGGCCCAAACUGGGAAAACAAUAUGAAGCCUCCUGUGUGUCCUUUGAACGAGUUUUGGUAGAAAACAAGCUUCAUGGCCUCUCUCCAGCCCUUUCUGAAGCCAUCCAGAGCAUUUCCCGCUGGGAGUUGGUCCAAGCUGCAUUGCCUCAUGUUCUGCACUGCACUGCAACACUGCUUUCCAACAGGAAUAAACUGGGUCAUCAGGAUAAACUAGGUGUUGCAGAAACCAAGCUCCUUCACACCCUGCACUGGAUGCUGCUUGAGGCCCCCCAGGAUUGCAACAGUGAUCGGUUUGGGGGAGGUGACAGAGGCUCCAGCUGGGGUGGUGGCAGCAGUGCCUUCAUCCAUCAAGUCGAGAACCAAGGAUCACCAGCCCACCCUCGGAGAGGCAGCUCCCAUGAAGAAGAAGAGAAUAGUCGUAGGAAAUUCUUCCAGAACUCCAUGGCUACUGUAGAACUCUUUGUGUUCCUAUUUGCUCCUCUGGUACACCGGAUCAAGGAAUCCGACCUAACUUUUCGAUUGGCUAGUGGUCUUGUUAUCUGGCAGCCAAUGUGGGAGCACAGACAACCUGAAGUCUCUGCCUUUACAGCUCUGGUGAAACCUAUCCGGAACAUCAUUACAGCCAAGAGAAGUUCUCCAAUCAAUAAUCAGAGUCAAGCCUGUGAGUCACCAAAUCAGGGAACAGGCCACUCAGAGGGUCUGCAGGUGGUGGGUGAAUCAUUCCAAUCAGAUUCCAUCUUACCCAAGGCUACCAUUUCUGGCUGUCAUCGGGGAAAUUCCUUUGAUGGAAGUGUGUCCUCACAAGCAUCCCUAGACAGAGGACCUGCCCAUUCUAGAGCUUCUCUAGUGAUACCUCCUUGCCAACGAUCCCGCUAUGCCACCUACUUUGAUGUUGCGGUACUACGCUGCCUACUCCAGCCCCAUUGGUCAGAGGAAGGCACUCAGUGGUCCCUGAUGUAUUAUCUGCAGAGAUUAAGACACAUGUUAGAAGAGAAACCAGAAAAGUCUCCAGAGCCAGAGAUUCUGCAUCUGCCCAGACCCCGCAGCAGUUCCAUGGUGGCAGCAACUCCCUCACUCGUGAACACUCAUAAAACCCAAGAUCUUACCAUGAAGUGUAAUGAGGAGGAAAAAUCUCUAAGUACAGAGGCCUUUUCUAAAAUGUCUUUGACCAACUUGCGCAGAUCUGCAGUUCCAGAUCUCUCUUCAGACUUGGGCAUGAACAUUUUUAAGAAGUUUAAAAGUCGCAAGGAAGAUCGAGAACGAGAACGCAAAGGUUCUAUCCCAUUUCACCACACGGGGAAGAGAAGACAGCGUCGAAUGGGAGUGCCUUUCCUGCUCCAUGAAGAUCACCUGGAUGUGUCUCCCACACGCAGCACCUUCUCAUUUGGGAGCUUUUCUGGUCUUGGAGAAGACAGACGUGGUAUUGAAAAAGGCGGCUGGCAAACCACCAUAUUAGGCAAAUUCACCAGACGGGGAAGUUCCGAUGCAGCCACUGAAAUGGAAAGUCUGAGUGCUAGGCACUCCCAUUCCCAUCAUACUCUGGUCAGUGAUUUACCAGAUCACUCAAACAGUCAUGGAGAGAAUACUGUCAAAGAAGUGCGAUCGCAGAUCUCCACCAUCACAGUGGCUACCUUCAACACAACCCUAGCAUCAUUCAAUGUGGGCUAUGCAGACUUUUUCAGCGAGCACAUGAGGAAGCUAUGCAACCAGGUGCCUAUUCCAGAAAUGCCCCACGAACCUCUGGCAUGUGCUAAUCUGCCCCGAAGUCUAACUGACUCCUGCAUCAAUUACAGCUAUUUAGAGGAUACUGAACAUAUUGAUGGGACCAAUAAUUUUGUUCACAAGAAUGGCAUGCUGGAUCUUUCGGUGAUUCUGAAGGCUGUUUAUCUUGUCCUAAACCAUGACAUCAGCUCUCGCAUCUGUGAUGUGGCACUGAACAUUGUUGAAUGCCUACUCCAGCUUGGUGUGGUCCCCUGUGUAGAAAAGAACAGAAAGAAAAGUGAGAACAAGGAAAAUGAGACUUCAGAAAAGAGGCCAAGUGAAGGAAAUUUUCAGCUCAAGGGACCUUCUGGAAGCACAACCUGUGGAUUUGGUGGUCCCUUGGUUAGUGGAACUGGAGAUGGAGGUGGAGAAGAAGGUGGAGGUGGUGAUGGAGGAGUUGCUGGAGGUGAUGGAGGAGGAGGAGGAGGAGGAAGCGGAGGUGGAGGAGGAGGAGGAGGAGGUGGUGGUGGUGGUGGAGGAGGUGGAGGUGGCCCUUACGAAAAAAAUGAUAAGAAUCAAGAAAAGGAUGAAAGCACACCUGUAAGCACCCAUAGGCUUGCUCUAACUAUGCUCAUCAAAAUUGUAAAAUCUUUGGGUUGUGCCUAUGGCUGUGGAGAAGGACACCGAGGGCUCUCUGGGGAUCGUCUGAGACACCAGGUAUUCCGAGAGAAUGCCCAGAACUGCCUCACUAAGCUUUAUAAGCUAGAUAAAAUGCAGUUUCGACAAACCAUGAGGGACUAUGUGAACAAGGAUUCCCUCAAUAACGUAGUGGAUUUCUUGCAUGCUUUACUAGGAUUCUGUAUGGAACCAGUCACUGAUAAUAAGGCUGGGUUUGGGAAUAACUUCACCACAGUGGACAACAAAUCCACAGCCCAGAAUGUAGAAGGUAUUAUUGUCAGUGCUAUGUUUAAAUCCCUCAUCACCCGCUGUGCAUCUACUACGCAUGAACUACACAGCCCUGAAAACCUGGGGCUCUAUUGUGACAUCCGGCAGCUGGUUCAAUUCAUCAAAGAAGCUCAUGGAAAUGUUUUCAGGAGGGUGGCCCUGAGUGCCUUGCUAGACAGUGCAGAAAAGUUAGCCCCAGGGAAAAGAUCAGAAGAGGCGGAGCAGGACUCAAAACCCUCAGGAAGCAAAAGGUCUGAGGCUGGAAUAGACAAAGGCCAGGUAUCAGCAGCUGAUGAGUGUCGCAGCUACAUGUCUGGCCGCCCCUUGCAAACUCCAGAGCAUGAUGAACAAAUGCAAGGGGCAAAUUUAGGACGCAAAGAUUUUUGGCGCAAGAUGUUCAAAUCUCAGAGUGCAGCAAGUGAUACUAGCAGCCAAUCAGAGCAGGACACAUCAGAGUGUACCACUGCUCACUCUGGGACAACCACUGAUAGGCGGUCCCGCUCACGUUCCCGGCGGAUUUCACUCCGAAAGAAACUCAAACUCCCCAUAGGAAACUGGCUAAAGAGGUCAUCUCUCUCGGGCCUAGCGGAUGGUGUAGAAGAUCUCUUGGACAUUAGCUCAGUAGACCGUCUUUCUUUCAUCAGGCAAAGCUCGAAGGUUAAGUUCACCAGUGCAGUAAAACUAUCUGAAGGAGGACCAGGAAGUGGGAUGGAGAAUGGAAGAGAUGAUGAAGAGAAUUUCUUCAAAAGACUUGGUUGCCACAGUUUUGAUGACCAUCUGAGCUCCAACCAGGAGGGAGCAAAAUAUAAGAAUGUAGUGAAUCUUGGAGCAAUUAGACAAGGCAUGAAGAGAUUUCAGUUUCUGUUAAACUGCUGUGAACCAGGUACUAUUCCUGAUGCCUCCAUCCUGGCAGCUGCCCUGGAUCUGGAAGCUCCAGUCGUGGCCAGGGCAGCGCUGUUUCUGGAGUGUGCGCGCUUUGUUCAUCGCUGUAACCGUGGCAACUGGCCUGAGUGGAUGAAGGGACAUCAUGUCAACAUCACGAAGAAAGGCCUUUCCCGAGGCCGGUCACCGAUCGUGGGCAACAAGCGGAACCAAAAGUUACAGUGGAAUGCAGCCAAGCUCUUCUACCAAUGGGGAGAUGCGAUUGGUAUCCGACUGAAUGAACUGUGCCAUGGAGAAAGCGAGAGCCCAGCUAAUCUGUUGGGUCUCAUCUAUGAUGAAGAGACCAAGAGGAAACUGAGAAAAGAGGAUGAGGAGGAAGACUUUUUAGAUGACAGCACUGUGAAUCCCACCAAAUGUGGCUGCCCCUUUGCCCUCAAGAUGGCAGCUUGUCAACUUCUACUAGAGAUCACUACCUUCUUAAGAGAGACCUUCUCCUGCUUGCCCCGCCCACGUACUGAACCUUUGGUGGACCUCGAGAGCUGCCGACUUCGGCUGGAUCCUGAGCUAGACCGGCACAGGUAUGAGAGGAAGAUCAGCUUUGCUGGUAUCCUGGAUGACAACGAAGAUGCAAAAGAUUCUCUCCACAGCAGCAGUCACACUCUCAAGUCUGACACAGGUGUUGAGGAGAAGAAAGUUCCCAGCAGGAAGAUCAGGAUAGGAGGCUCCCGCCUGCUCCAGAUUAAAGGAACCCGCAGUUUCCGGGUGAAGAAGGGGGGUUCCUUAUCCAGUAUUCGCCGGGCCGGCAGCUUAAAGAGUACCAAGCUAUCACGGCAGGACUCAGAGUCUGAGAAUGAGGAGCUGCAGCUGUCCCAGAGCAGGGACACUGUCACUGAUAUAGAAGGCAGUCCCUGGAGUGCAAGUGAGCCAAGCAUUGAGCCUGAGGGUCUGAGCAACACAGGCACUGAAGAAAACUACCACAGGAACAUGUCAUGGCUUCAUGUCAUGAUAUUAUUGUGCAAUCAGCAAAGUUUCAUCUGCACACACAUUGACUAUUGCCACCCUCACUGCUACCUCCACCACAGUCGUUCCUGUGCUCGCUUGGUGCGGGCCAUCAAAUUGCUAUAUGGGGAUACUGUGGAUUCCCUUCGAGAAGACAACACAGUUCAUAAUGUGGCCUUUCGGGGCAAGAAGCAAAAAGAGUGUUCAGAUAAGUCAUGCCUGAGGACACCGUCUCUGAAGAAGAGAGUUACAGAGACUAACCUAGAAGGCAAAAAGGACUCUGGGAUGUUAAAAUACAUCAGACAUCAGGUUAUGAGCCUGUCCCCAGCUCCCUUGUCUCUGCUAAUCAAAGCAGCACCAAUUCUGACCGAAGAGAUGUAUGGAGACAUCCAGCCUGCAGCCUGGGAGCUACUGCUCAGUAUGGAUGAGCACAUGGCCGGAGCUGCAGCUGCCAUGUUCCUGCUAUGUGCAGUAAAAGUCCCAGAGGCUGUAUCUGACAUGCUUAUGUCAGAGUUCCAUCACCCAGAGACUGUGCAACGGCUCAAUGCCAUCCUCAAGUUCCACACGCUCUGGAGAUUCCGCUACCAGGUAUGGCCUCGGAUGGAGGAAGGAGCUCAGCAGAUUUUUAAGAUUCCUCCUCCUAGCAUAAAUUUCACACUGCCCUCACCAGUACUGGGAAUGCCUUCUGUCCCCAUGUUUGACCCCCCAUGGGUACCACAAUGUAGUGGGAGUGUGCAGGACCCAAUUAAUGAAGAUCAGUCGAAAUCUUUUUCUGCCCGAGCCGUAUCACGGUCCCAUCAGAGAGCAGAGCAUAUCCUCAAGAAUUUACAGCAAGAGGAAGAAAAAAAGCGACUUGGUCGAGAAGCCAGCCUCAUUACUGCUAUUCCAAUCACCCAAGAGGCUUGUUAUGAGCCCACUUGCACUCCCAACUCAGAGCAGGAAGAAGAAGAAGAAGUCACUAACCUGGCAUCCCGACGUCUUUCUGUCAGUCCAUCCUGCACAUCAAGUACUUCCCAUAGAAAUUAUUCCUUUCGCCGUGGCUCUGUUUGGUCAGUGCGAUCAGCUGUCAGUGCAGAAGAUGAAGAACACACUACAGAGCACACCCCCAAUCACCAUGUGCCACAGCCUCCUCAGGCAGUAUUUCCAGCAUGCAUCUGUGCUGCAGUACUGCCCAUUGUUCAUUUGAUGGAAGAUGGAGAGGUUCGGGAAGAUGGUGUAGCAGUGAGUGCAGUAGCCCAGCAGGUCCUGUGGAAUUGUCUAAUUGAAGAUCCUUCAACAGUCCUUCGACAUUUCUUAGAAAAACUCACCAUAAGCAACAGACAGGAUGAAUUAAUGUAUAUGUUGAGAAAACUUCUCCUGAAUAUUGGAGACUUUCCAGCUCAGACAUCACAUAUCCUGUUUAACUACCUGGUAGGAUUAAUCAUGUAUUUUGUACGCACACCCUGUGAAUGGGGAAUGGAUGCCAUUUCUGCCACUUUGACUUUCCUUUGGGAAGUAGUAGGGUAUGUGGAAGGUCUCUUCUUCAAAGACCUCAAGCAGACAAUGAAAAAGGAGCAGUGUGAAGUAAAGCUCUUGGUCACAGCCUCCAUGCCAGGUACCAAGACUUUGGUCGUACAUGGGCAGAAUGAAUGCGAUAUCCCAACCCAGUUACCUGUACAUGAAGACACACAAUUUGAAGCUCUUUUGAAGGAGUGUCUAGAGUUUUUUAACAUACCAGAAACUCAAUCAACACACUACUUUCUCAUGGAUAAACGGUGGAACCUUAUCCACUAUAACAAGACCUAUGUGCGUGACAUUUAUCCUUUCCGGAGGUCUGUAUCACCUCAGCUGAAUCUUGUACACAUGCAUCCAGAAAAAGGCCAAGAGCUUAUUCAAAAACAGGUAUUUACCCGGAAGCUUGAGGAAGUAGGACGUGUCUUGUUUCUCAUAUCCCUCACCCAGAAAAUCCCCAUUGCUCACAAACAAUCCCAUGUUUCAAUGCUCCAGGAGGAUCUUCUGCGCCUUCCUUCCUUCCCUCGAAGUGCUAUUGAUGCUGAGUUCUCACUCUUCAGUGAUCCUCAAGCUGGAAAGGAGCUAUUUGGUCUUGAUACUCUUCAAAAGAGUCUAUGGAUUAAGCUUCUGGAAGAGAUGUUUCUAGGAAUGCCCAGUGAAUUUCCUUGGGGAGAUGAAAUCAUGCUUUUUCUCAAUGUGUUUAAUGGAGCCUUGAUCUUACAUCCUGAAGACAGUGCCUUGCUCAGGCAAUAUGCCGCUACUGUCAUUAAUACAGCUGUACACUUCAACCAUCUUUUCUCUCUCAGUGGAUACCAGUGGAUCCUCCCUACCAUGCUGCAGGUGUAUGCUGAUUAUGAAAGUAACCCACAGCUGCGUCAAGCCAUUGAAUUUGCAUGUCAUCAAUUCUACAUUCUUCAUCGAAAGCCAUUUGUGCUACAAUUGUUUGCUAGUGUGGCACCUCUCCUAGAAUUUCCUGAUGCAGCCAAUAACGGGCCCAGUAAAGGUGUGUCAGCACAAUGCCUAUUUGACUUGCUGCAGUCUCUGGAGGGAGAAACCACAGAUAUAUUGGACAUCUUGGAGUUGGUGAAAGCAGAAAAGCCUCUGAAAUCAUUAGAUUUUUGCUAUGGGAAUGAGGAUCUGACUUUCUCUAUUAGUGAAGCCAUCAAACUCUGUGUGACUGUGGUAGCUUAUGCUCCAGAAUCAUUCCGAAGUCUUCAGAUGCUCAUGGUCUUAGAAGCCUUAGUUCCAUGUUACCUACAAAAGUUAAAAAGGCAGACGUCCCAAGUGGAAACAGUACCUGCUGCCCGAGAGGAGAUUGCAGCCACGGCUGCUCUGGCGACAUCCUUGCAGGCCCUCUUAUACAGUGUGGAAGUUCUCACCAGACCCAUGACAGCCCCUCAGAUGAGCAGGUGUGAUCAAGGCCAUAAAGGGACCACUACGGCUAACCACACUAUGUCAUCUGGAGUGAAUACAAGGUACCAGGAGCAAGGAGCGAAGCUACACUUUAUCAGGGAAAACCUACACUUAUUGGAGGAAGGGCAGGGUCUUCCCCGAGAGGAGCUGGAUGAACGAAUUGCUAGAGAGGAGUUCCGGAGACCUAGAGAAUCCCUACUAAAUAUUUGCACUGAGUUUUAUAAACACUGUGGACCAAGAUUAAAGAUCUUACAGAACUUGGCAGGCGAGCCUCGAGUCACUGCCUUGGAGCUACUAGAUGUUAAAUCUCAUAUGAGGUUGGCAGAAAUUGCACAUUCCCUUCUGAAGCUGGCACCUUAUGACACUCAGACGAUGGAAAGCCGGGGGCUCCGACGAUAUAUUAUGGAGAUGCUACCAAUCACUGAUUGGACUGCUGAAGCAGUGAGACCUGCUCUUAUCCUCAUCUUAAAGAGAUUGGAUCGUAUGUUUAAUAAAAUUCACAAGAUGCCUACCUUGAGGCGACAGGUUGAGUGGGAGCCUGCCAGCAAUUUGAUUGAAGGGGUUUGUUUGACACUUCAGAGGCAGCCAAUCAUAUCCUUCCUGCCUCACCUUAGGUCUCUGAUCAAUGUCUGUGUCAAUCUGGUGAUGGGAGUAGUAGGACCUUCCAGUGUUGCUGAUGGAUUACCCCUUCUUCAUCUCAGCCCUUAUCUCUCACCACCUCUGCCCUUCAGCACAGCUGUUGUCCGGCUUGUAGCAUUGCAGAUACAGGCUUUAAAAGAAGAUUUCCCCUUAAGCCAUGUGAUCUCCCCAUUCACCAAUCAGGAAAGAAGGGAAGGGAUGCUUUUAAAUCUGCUCAUCCCAUUUGUGCUCACAGUAGGAUCUGGAAGCAAAGAUAGCCCAUGGUUAGAGCAGCCUGAGGUCCUUCUGCUGCUCCAGACGGUUAUCAAUAUCCUCCUACCUCCUCGAAUCAUUAGUACAUCUCGCAGCAAGAACUUCAUGCUUGAGAGUUCUCCAGCCCAUUGCUCCACUCCUGGAGAUGCUGGGAAGGAUUUGCGCAGAGAAGGUCUGGCUGAGUCUACCAGCCAAGCUGCAUAUUUAGCUCUGAAGGUGAUUCUUGUUUGCUUUGAGAGACAGCUUGGCAGUCAGUGGUAUUGGCUCAGUCUACAAGUCAAAGAGAUGGCACUAAGAAAGGUGGGAGGGUUGGCUCUGUGGGACUUCCUUGACUUCAUCGUUCGAACUCGGAUUCCCAUCUUUGUUCUUCUGAGGCCCUUUAUUCAGUGUAAGCUUUUAGCUCAACCUGCUGAGAACCAUGAGGAGCUAUCUGCCCGACAACACAUUGCUGACCAGCUAGAGAGGCGCUUCAUCCCUAGGCCCUUGUGCAAGAGCUCUCUCAUUACCGAAUUCAACAGUGAACUUAAGAUUCUAAAAGAAGCUGUACACAGCGGGUCAGCCUACCAAGGGAAGACAUCCAUUAGCACAGUGGGCACUUCUACUUCUGCUUACCGCUUGAGCCUGGCUACCAUGUCCCGCUCCAACACUGGCACUGGCACUGUUUGGGAGCAGGACAGUGAGCCCUCCCAGCAAGCUUCACAAGAUACCCUGAGUCGUACUGAUGAGGAAGAUGAAGAAAAUGACUCGGUAAGCAUGCCCAGUGUGGUAAGUGAACAAGAAGCUUACCUCAUGAGUGCCAUUGGAAGGCGACGAUUCUCAAGUCAUGUCUCCAGCAUGUCUGCACCUCAAGCUGAGGUGGGCAUGUUGCCCAGUCAGAGUGAACCUAAUGUCCUCGAUGAUUCCCAGUGCCUGGCCGCUGAGGGCAGCCUCUCUAGGGUGGCAAGUAUACAAAGUGAACCUGGCCAACAGAAUCUCCUCAUUCAGCAACCACUGGGAAGGAAGAGAGGUCUGAGGCAGCUAAGGCGACCUCUUCUGUCUCGGCAAAAGACUCAGACGGAACCUCGAAGUCGUCAUGGAGCUAGACUCUCAACUACUCGCCGAAGCAUACAGCCUAAAACAAAGCCAACAGAUCAGAAACGAUCGGUGACCUUCACAGAAACUCAGCCUGAGACAGCAUCUUCCCCAGCAGACACCCUUCCUGCCACCACCCAGCAACAGUGUUGCAGCAAGAGCAGUCCUGGUCAGUCUGGUAAACCAGAAGUAGUGGAGAAACCAGUCCUCACAUCUUCCCCUGCCAUCAUAGUUGCUGAUCUCCAUGGCCAGAAUCCCUCCCAGAGUAAGGUCCAUCCAACUGAAGAGAAAGAAAAAGAAAAGGAAGAUGAUGCCGAAGGAGCGCAAGGAGCUGCAGCACACAGCCCCUCAUCUACCCAGCUUUCAGACACUGAAGAUUUUGCAGGUCUUGAGACCACAAGUUUGUUACAGCCUGAUGACACUAUUCUUCAUAUCAGUGAGGAAAAUGGGAUGGAGAAUCCCCUACUAACAAGCCAGUUCAGUUUUACUCAUAUUGAACUGGGGGAGACAGAUAUUGACCUAGAUGAGUCUCAUGUUUAAUUUUAGAUUUAGUAGGGAUUCAGGAAUUAGAAGAAUGAAUCAUCUUGCUGAAAGUCUCUAGUGAGAUUGGUGGCAAAUUGUCAUUAGCCAAUUAAAAAGCACCUUAUAUCUAUAAGAAGGCACAAAUCUAAGCAGUUUGCUGCCAAUCAAUAGAAUAUUUCAAAAAAAUAACAUAAAAUUGAUGAUUACCCUCAUUUGGUUUUGUGAAGAUCACAAAUACCACAGAAGAAUGGGAAAAUGAGCCAUUUCAAUACAUGUUAUUUGUGAUUCAUUAAGCCUUGAUCUGUUACAAAUGUACUGUAAAUAUCAGUUUAUCUAAGUUUAUCUAACAAAUUUAUUAAUAUAUUAUAACAAAGAAACCAGCCCUUUGAUGUUGGUCACAUUAACAUCUUACCUGACUUUUUUUUAUUUUUAUAGUUUCAAAAUAAAUAUAUGACUUAUUAAGGAGUGGCAACAUAUUUAAAAUGAAAUAAAAUAGUAGAAUCAAAUGCAAAUAGGAAAAAAAAGUCCACUGCUGAUUUUUCCUAGUCAAAAGUAAUAUCAUUGAGCAAAAUGGCAAUUUUUUUAGAGUUCAUAAUGCUUACUUUGUGUUGUUCCUUUUAUUAUAUUUGUAAAACUGAAAGCUACUGUCAUAAAAGCUUUCUAUCCAUUUAAAAAAAUAUAACUGGUUAUACAGCAUUAACAGUAGGGAGAGUUACAGUUUUUUACAAAGCUAAAAGUUGUUCAAAAAUAUAAAGACUGUAAUGAUAUGAAAGCCAAAUGUGGAAAAAACAGCUAAAAAAAAAAAAAAAAACAGCUGAUGAGAUCACCUAUAUAGCAAUUAUUACAUCAGUGCAUGGCAAUGGGGGCAAUUGGAAAUACAUGUUUAUUCUCAGGUAGUAACUGUUGCCCAUCCUCAAAGACUUAAUUCUCCUCUAGCUACUGUUAUUACUGUACUGAGUUUAUUAGAAUCAGCUUAAUAGCCAUUCCAUUAUGAUGUUAGUGAUCCCAAGUGCCCCUCAGAUUUAUACAUUCAUGAUACAAGAUAAAUCCCUACAAAUGAGAAAUUUUCUUCUCUAUAAGGCCCAGUCACAAGUUGUCCUUGUUCUUAUCAGCCCUAUUUGUGUGGCUUUCACAUGGGUCUUUAAUGUUCAAAGGAAUAUGAAAGAGAGGGAUUAUGACAAUCAGAUCCCUAACAAAUCAUCCUACUAUCAGAAGAUCAUAGGAUUAUGAAUCUCACAAUGCAAAACUGAAUUUAACUGUUUACAUUAGAAAAUAAUGCAUUUAUAAGGCAAAUCACAAACUCAUGCUUCUGUGAUCCUUUGACUUGUCAUACCUAAAUUAACAUGGUAUGUAAAUGCAAACUCUAAUCCUGAAAUUGAACAUAGACUUUAAUUACAUUACAAUGAAUUUUAAAUUAUUCUGUAUGUCUAUACUUCAUUUAUAUUGGUAAUAAACUAUAUCUGCAUAUACAGAGGAGGCCUAUUAAACCUAAAUCUAAUACAGAAAUAGUAUUCUUCUAUUCAAAGGCCUAAUUUAACUAGAAGGCCUAAAUAGGCCUAAAUUAUAUUUUGAAUGAUGUAAAAAUGUAAUUGAAAUUAUUCAUAGCCCUGAGCAAGAAUUCAGUGCAAUGAAUAAGUAUCUAUUGCUAAUAACUGUAAGAGACAAAUACCUACCUACACCUAGAUUAAGUAGAAUUUCAAAAAUUAGAGAGGCCAAAAGUACUUUUGUUCAUUUUACAGUAUUUUUCAUAUAGCUUGCACUUACUGCCAACUAACCCUCAAAUGCAGGUACAUAUCUAUUAUGAUGAUUUUGUGAAUCUCUCUAAGUAAGCUGGUAUAUUUCUGCUAUUUAGAAAAUAUGCUGCUGCUCAAUUAGUGUUAGGGGCCUUAUGUCUAUGUAAUUUCCAAGUGUCUGGGUCUGUGAGUGUCUUAAUGUAUGUGCAUGUUCCAGUCCAGUUUACUGAUUCAGAUUAGACAUAAUCAAACUUAAAUGUACAAGAGAGCAAAAAAAAAAAAAAAAAAAAAAAAGAAGGGGGAGAAAGAUGUUAAAGAAUGAUACUACUUUCAACAGGUGUCUUUCAAGUACAGUUUCAGAUAGUUAUGAAGGCACAGAGCUAAUUUUAAAAGUAACAUCAUACCUGUCUAUUUAUUAUCCAAUCCCUCCUCUACUCUUCUACUGUUGAAGUCUUUUAAAAGCUUCUUCAGUGUUUCAAAUAUCCGUAUAUUAGGUUUUAAAAAAAAAGCCCCUCUUCUGAGAAAUAUGGCCUUAUUCAGAGGGAGUGUUGUCCUAUUGGGACUAUAUCUCUGCUGCUGUCUGUAUCCAUGUUUUUUUCAGAUGCCCUUAAUUAUGUUGAAUGUUUAUGUGUUUGAGUAAAGUAUUUAUAUGUAUGUACAUAAAACUGUCACAGUUGUAUCUUCAGGAAUAUUAUUGUCUUGGAGUUUAUGGUGGGGGAGGGAAGAAAGGUGAAGAAAAUUAUAAAGAAUUUUUACCAUUUGCUUAAUGUUCAAAACAUUUGAAAGCAGGUGCUUUUACUGAAUGGAAAUCUAAAUGUUGUUUAUCUUGAAAGAAUAAACAGAAUAGCUUGUUGCUAAGUACAGGGAUCAUUUGUUAAAAAUUUCAUGUAUAUAAACAGUAAUUGAUUUAUAUUGGGGAAAAUAUAAUAAGAAGCCUCCACCGUGAAUAAAUCUUCAAAUUCAACAAAUUGCUUUCUAAAAUAACAUAAAAAGGUCCAAGUUUGAUGUGCUUUUCAGAGAACUUGGAAAUAUUUAUUCCAUAUUGAUAGAUGAAGGUUCAGAUCAAUUAAAUUUAAUUUAGCCAGUUAAAAUGUUGGCAUAGAUUGUUAAACAUUUUCUUAUAAAAAUCACCUACUUUCAAAUUAUGAAACAUUUGUCUCUCUCAUAUCAUGUCCUCCAGUGGUGUCAAACUCUAAUAAAAGCAGGGGCCACUAUACAUAAGGAUCCCUAUGGGCUUAUUGACUUAGUUUUUAAAUGUUACAUUAUCUAUAUUUUAUUGCAGUUUUAUUUGUUUUGUGAAAUAUUUCCUAAUUACAUUUUAUUAUGAUUCAGACUAUAUUGGGAGUAUUAUGGGUCACAUAUGGCCCAUGGGCUGAAUGUUUGUAACCUAUGAUGUACCUCAUAAUCUGUUGACUUGAUACUCUUUUAUAAAUGAGGAAAACAGUCACAGAAAAGGUUGUAGUAAUGCAUGUAGAGUUAUGCUGAUAAUAUAAACUUUACCACAAGUCAUCAAAAUAUAAUUAGGAAAACAUUCUGUGGGGCAUUAGUGCCAGGAUAAACCAAUAUGUUGAUUUGACUUGAUAGAAAGAACGUUGAAUUUUUAGGGUAGAUCCCAAUACAAACCUUUUGGUGAAACCAUCUUUUGAGCUUCAAUUUUUUCAUUGUAAAAUGGGAAGAAGAGUGAGAGUUAAAUUAUUUCUAAAUCCUAUGAUUCAGAGUUCCUAAUUUUAAGCCUUGAGCAGUUAUUACAGCCAUAACCACAUGGCCCUUGCUUUGAAAGAGGAACUCAUCCUCUCUAGUCAAUAAAGAUCAUUCUUCUGCUCUGCCAUCUGGUUCAGAAGACAGCAAAGAUAAAAGCAAGGUUCUGGGAGGAAGGGUCAUAAAAGGGUACAGUUUCAGCUCAAUGCACAGAUUAUCUCAAUUUAUAACAGAAACCAGAGGCCUCUGAAUCUUCUGCCUGGCUCCAUGAAUAAUGCUGCAGUCAACAUGACCAGCCUUUUACAAUUCCAUACUUAUUAUGAACACUAUUCUAGUAGUUUGUCCUCCUUAUUUGCCUCAGCUUCUAGUAUCAGCAAAUAGACUCACAUGUGAUGUUUCAGAAAGCUUUGAUUUUUCACUCAGGGGAAUAAGAGCAAGUUGAAGGUAGAGUGUACUUGAGUAGGUUUGAGAACAAUGUAUGUGUAUUAAAGAAUAGAUCACUGUCAGAUCACUGAACAGUUUGUCCCAGAGUAUUUUUUUAUAGUCAUUACAACAUAGGAUGAACAUUUUCCCAUUAGCCAUCUCAAAGGUUUAUGUUAGAGGUAAAAAAAGAAAGAGUAAAAUAAUUUAUUUUCCCCAAGAUGAAUAACUGUGAAGACUUGUAUAUUGAAUGACCAAAGAGCAUGGAUAUGAAGAAAUAUCAUGACAAAUAUCAUGACAAAUUAUGAAAGAUAUUAGAAUCUGUUGUUUGAACAUGCACAUAUAAUAAAGUAAUUAUAAAAGCACUUGAAA
Messenger RNA from Antechinus flavipes (yellow-footed antechinus), 14271 nucleotides. It is a transcript of the gene UNC80, whose product is annotated as unc-80 homolog, NALCN channel complex subunit. The transcript has 65 exons. NCBI's taxonomy places the organism in Eukaryota, Metazoa, Chordata, Mammalia, Dasyuromorphia, Dasyuridae. The record is from RefSeq and is a predicted model, not a curated record. Gene Ontology annotation, biological process: monoatomic cation homeostasis. The coding region runs from base 32 to 10066 and encodes 3344 amino acids. Gene Ontology annotation, molecular function: monoatomic cation channel activity. Gene Ontology annotation, cellular component: cation channel complex; axon.